AUGGACGGGCUGCAGGGCUCCGAGCGGCGGUCGCUCCUGGCGGCGGCCCGCGGGGCGUACAAAGGGGCUUUUGGAGGGGUGGACCCCAAGAUCGCGGCGUCGGCGCCGGGAAGGGUGAACCUGAUCGGAGAGCACACCGAUUACAACCAGGGCUUCGUGCUGCCGAUGGCCUUGCAGAUGGGAACCGUGAUGGUUGGGAGUCCGAGGCAAGAUGGAAUCAUAUCCAUCGUCACGACAGCUGAAGAAGCCGAUGAGCCCAAAAGGGUGCAGUUUCCAGUUCCAGUGGAAGGUGGUGCCUUGAAACCAGGAGAACCUCGAUGGGCAAAUUACGUCAAGGGGGUGAUCCAGCAUUAUAGGGCUGCCCCCCUCCCUGGCUUUAAUGCGGUCAUAGCCAGUAACAUUCCACUGGGUGGUGGUCUCUCAAGUUCAGCAUCCUUGGAGGUGGCUACCUACACAUUUCUGCAGCAGCUUUGUCCAGAUGAUGGGGAUCCAGUAGCUAAGGCACUGGCAUGCCAGAAAGCGGAGCACACCUUUGCAAUGAUGCCUUGUGGGAUCAUGGACCAGUUCAUCUCUGUGAUGGGGAAGGAAGGCCAUGCUUUGCUGAUAGACUGCAGGUCACUGGAGACUCGCCUGGUUCCUUUGACUGACCCAAACCUAGUUGUUCUCAUCACCAAUUCCAAUGUACGGCACACCUUGACAGGCAGCGAAUACCCCACACGUCGGCGCCAGUGUGAAGAGGCAGCAAAGGUGCUUGGCAAGGCAAGUCUGAGAGAAGCCAGCAUGUCCAGCUUAGAGGCUUCUAAGGCCCUGCUGAGUGAGGAGGUGUACAGGAGAGCCAGGCAUGUGAUCGGGGAGAUCGAACGCACUACCGAGGCAGCUGAGUCACUGCAGGCCCGGGAUUACAAGAGAUUUGGGCAACUGAUGGUGGAGAGUCACAAUUCUUUGCGGAACGAUUACGAUGUGAGUUGUGCGGAACUAGAUGAGCUGGUGGCAGCUGCUUUAGAGGUCCCCGGCGUUUAUGGCAGCCGAAUGACUGGAGGCGGGUUUGGUGGUUGCACGGUCACUCUGCUCGAAUCCAGUGCCACAGAGGAAGUCUUGAGACACAUUAAGGGAAAAUACAGCAGGACCGCAACCUUCUAUUGCACAAAAGCUUCUGAUGGCGCCAAAGUACACUCUCUUCCUUGACAGAACGUCCCGUCUCUCUACAAGGACCCGCAGCCUUUUCGUUACCAGAAAGAAAAUUGCUAGGCCCUGAGCCAGUUUGCCCACCUGAUC
Molecule: messenger RNA, 1275 nt
Organism: Euleptes europaea (tarantolino)
Lineage: Eukaryota; Metazoa; Chordata; Lepidosauria; Squamata; Sphaerodactylidae
Gene: GALK1
Product: galactokinase 1
Exons: 8
Coding region: 1-1185 (394 amino acids)
Biological process (GO): galactose metabolic process; carbohydrate phosphorylation
Cellular component (GO): cytosol; cytoplasm
Molecular function (GO): galactokinase activity; ATP binding
Source: RefSeq, a predicted model, not a curated record